UCUUUCAGUUAACCAGUGUUGGUGAAUGUCUGCCAUCCAAGGCCCACAUGUGGAGAGAGACACGCUCAGAGCUCAGAGUCUGCUGCUGUUGGCACGCAUGCGCGAAGCUGUCGACGCUUUCGAAACCGAGCCAAAAGACCAAAGAGGCCAGCAGAGCUCGGCUUUGGCUGGCUGCGGCCACAAUUUGUGAAUCAUAUUCAGAGUUUUCAGUCGUUGGCCGCUCGUUGAAGCAACUAGUUUCGUAUAACGCGCAUUCGAAUGCGAUUCGAAUUGUAUUCGUAAACGCAGAUCGUUUUCCAUUAAAGCUUUUCAGUGUGUGCAAGUGCGUGAGUGUUUUUUCGUUCCACUAGGAAGUUGGCAGCCAAAAAUCUGAACGAAGCUAACAAAAACUAACAAAACAAACGACGCGACGUUUCGCCCCUUCGAAUCACAAAAUUAAUCAAAAUAAAUAUUAAAUAUAGUUGAAGAAAAUGAAUUUCUUCGUUAUUGGAUUCCUGAUCAUGCAAGCGGCAAGAUUGGCUUGCGGGACGUGCGUUUUUAUGUCCGAUUUCGGUUUCACACUCGAUUGUAACUUCAAAAAGUCUGGACUGUUUCGUGUACGAAACUUGGGUGGCGUCAAGGCGCAUUUCGGUUUAGGUCUGAGCGUGGGCGACGAGCUGGGCUUCAAGGAGUCGCUGAGCAACGUGGAGAGCGAUCGCCGGCGCGCCAUUAGCUACAGGAAUGGGGCGGCGCCAGAGCUGGUGGGCGUGCUGCCCUCGGCACGACAGCAGGAGGCCACUGCACCCAAGCAGCUCAAUCUGGCGGACAAACGCAUCAGUUCACGGUCCACAGCGCCCGGACCCUACAAUCUGCAAUUGCUGCAGCAGGCGGCGGUCAAGAAUCAAGCGCAGCAGCAACUGCAGCAACUGCAACAACUGCAACUACAACAACAACAGCAGCAGCAACGGCAGCAGCAGCUCAUGACAGAGGCGCGUCCGCUGCCCAUGGGCGUGCCCGCCUUUCGGCCCAUACCAACGAAGCCGGCGGGCAACGAGGCCAUCGCCCAGCGUCGCAUUGCCGUGGACUCGACGCAGCCGCGCGUCAGCGUCAACAACAAGCUGGUCAACAGCAAUGCGAAGCCGCACUCCAAUCGCACAUUCCAUGCGGACAAUGCCAUGGUCGUGCAGCCGGUUGUCUCGCAGCCCGUGGCCGUGCCGGUCUUCCAGGCCAUGCCCGAGUCCAUUUCACGCAUUGCCAAUGCAGCCAAGUCAGAGCCGGCACGGCCGGAGCAGCGCAGCGGGCUGGUCAAGCAUCCCAACUACUUGCAGUUCGAGGAGCCCAAGUUUGACCUGAAGGACGUCACCGUCGAGGAGCUGGCGGCGGCCGCCAAUGUCACCGUGGACACCAUCAAGCAUGCCAUCUAUGUGCGCGAGCAGCAGCUCAAGGCGGAGCAUCGUGCCAUGCUGGCCGCCAAGCUGCGCGAGGAGUUCAUUCGCACGUCCACAGUGAAGACAACGACGACGACGUCGACGACCACGGAGCGGCCCAGGCAACUGGCGGAGCACAAAGUGUCCAAGGUCAUGAAUGCGCCCAAGGAGUACUACCCGGUGGGCUACGACAAGAACUUCGAUGACAACUUCAAGUCGAAAGUGGAUUUGCCGCCCACGAGCUUCUCCUGCGCCCGCCAAAAGCACUUUCCGGGCCUCUACGCGGACACGGAUCUGGGCUGCAUGGUCUUUCAUGUGUGCGCUCUCACGGACGACGGCAUGGUGCGCAAGUCCUUCCUGUGCCCGGAGAACACGCUCUUCGACCAGACCAUACUCAAGUGCAAUUGGUGGUUCUACGUGGACUGCAGCUCCAGCACCAGCGUCUACGACUCCAAUAUACCCAUCUCGAAGAGCUACCAGCUGAUGAAGUCCCUCACCUACUUCUCCAAGUACAACAGCCAGAAGACCGAGCAGACUGGCGACAAGGAUGACAAUGCUGUGGACAUUGACACGUUGCGUGAGUCCAUGGACAGCGUCUCUCGCCGCCUGGAGCAGGCGAAGAACGCCCAGACUCCGUUGGAGGAGGUGCAGCAGCCGGCGCAGCCCAAGGCCGAGCACGAGCACGUUGUGCCCGAGGGCGAGAGCCAACAGCAGUUGGCCGACUAGACCCAGCUAAGACCAUAGUUAGUUGCUAUCUGAGAUCUAGGUUAAGUUCAAGUUCAAGAUCGAGCGUCUCUGGUCGAUUUGCCGUACAUAGUCAAUGUCUUGCGAAAGCCAACGGGGUUGUCUGUCGUCUCUGGCCAAUCAUUAAUCACUCCUUCCUCUGGCAGCGCCCGGGCAUAGGCGCGGUCCUAGCUGUAGUCUCUACCCUAUAUCGUUAAGUGGAUCAUAUCUAGUUUAAACCUACGUAAUCUAGUGCAAAUUCUAAGUGUUUGUGUGACUUGUGCGGUUAGUUUUACCUUCUAUAUACAUACGUUACUUAUUUAUUUAUUAUAUUUUUCGACACAAU
Molecule: messenger RNA, 2475 nt
Organism: Drosophila navojoa
Lineage: Eukaryota; Metazoa; Arthropoda; Insecta; Diptera; Drosophilidae
Gene: mtg
Product: mind the gap
Cellular component (GO): extracellular region
Molecular function (GO): chitin binding
Source: RefSeq, a predicted model, not a curated record